Molecule: messenger RNA, 2696 nt
Organism: Porites lobata
Lineage: Eukaryota; Metazoa; Cnidaria; Anthozoa; Scleractinia; Poritidae
Source: the annotation of a GenBank genome assembly
AUGGAGGAUUACAAGGCUGCACUUAACCAUACAUUCCAUUCUGCUCUUCCCCUUCAUGAUUUCUGUAAAUUAUUUGUUAUUCCACUGCCUGGAGGUUGGCCAACCUGGUAUUACACCAAAAAAAUAAUUGCUCAGCUACCAGAACCAAGUUCCCAAGAACACCCUUAUUUUUCCCUUAUUCCAGAAGAAGGACCUUUUCAUCUCUGCUUAAAUAUAAAUGAGGAUGUCAUUACAAGUCACCACAUUAAGUUUUUGCAAGACUUUAUAAGGAGGUUUUGGGCAGUGACUUCCCACUGAAACCAAAACCCUUUCGAACAAGCCUCGUUAUUACAGGAACCUUGUGUGGAUGGUUGUUAAUCAGACAUAAAGUCCUGGCCAAAUUCAAGUUCUGCAAAGAUACUGAAUUUCUGUAACUGGUUAAUUUACUUGAAGACAUUUUGCCACUGGUCUUUUUUUAAUAUGACAGCAUCUUUUGCUCUGCUGGUAAUCUGGAACUGUACAUAAAUGUCAUGAUUCGUCUAGCCAUUAUUUUCAUUAUCUGGGAGUGACAUUAUUAUGACAGAUCUACUCUAUCCAUGUUACAUUCAAACCAGGUGAAGCGUUCCCGUCGCUAACGAACUAAUGAAUUCAUUCACGGAAAAAUGAUUUCGUUUGUUGAUUCAAUAAUCCAUUCAUAAAAUGAACAAUCCAAUAGUCAUAUUUAGCCUCGAUUCCAUAAUCGAAUGUUGAUUCGAUUACUGUUUUUUGAAAAAUUACACUUUCCACAAGUUGACCUCAGAAUUUUGAUUUUUUCCUCUUUUUUUUCUGAGAGUCGAGUGAUGGCGAGUUCUGAAGUUCAAACCCAAACAAACUGUUACAUGUAUGCCAGUUUGCUGCCAAUAAUCAGUGCAACAGACCUAGGCCUGACCUCUUAGAAAACACGACGGUCAAAUUGAGGUCAGUGUAUGUGCGGUGAUUGGUGGAUUUCGAUCCUCGGCCUUUGUCAGUUUCUUCGCGUUUGCGGUCUGUCUAUUCUAGCUGUUAUUUUGAUUAAAGGCAAUGAAAAACGCAAUCGUAAACGGCAGGAAAAGGGAAGCAAAUACGAUUGAACACAACAGACAAGAAUAAAGAGCAGGUACUGAUUUUGUUCAUUAACCAAAUCAACAUUUGAUUAUUGAAUCGAGGUACAAUUUGACCUGGUUUGACUGUAAGUGACCUGUAUGACCAAAAGAUCAACUUUCCUACCUGCUAUAACUUUAAAAAGUGAUGGCUAUCAAUAAUAACAGAAAAGAAGGUACAAAUCUCGCAUUCAUUGUUACCAAAUCACAUUUCAACACAUUACAGUGGUGAUGAAAUACAUGACUCAGCAAUUUCUCUGGCUGCUUCUGACACUGCCAGGAAAUUUCAUUCUUCCUUUGUGAGGCCAUACACCAGAGGUCAAUCGAAAAAAAAAACAUGAAACUUGUGGCUGCUUAUGUGUUUCACAACUGCAAGGGACAACUGUAUCUAGCUUUAUUAUUCCCUUUUCAAAAGAAAAGCAAUACAUUUUUUAAAAAAUUAAUCAACUACGACUUUCUCUUUAGUCUUAAUUCCAAUUUAUCCCAGAAAAGACAUUCUUUAAAACUAAUUUGAAGCAAAACCAAUCACCCAUUAACCCAAUUUUGAACGUUACUUGAAGAAUGACAUUAACAGUGGAAGUUUUAGAUCUUAAUGCAGACAGUGACAAUGAAAACUGUUUCCUCAUGUUUUUACCAUAACAUUACGUAAAAUAUUUAAUGCUGUUUAUAUAUUCUAGUGUUGCCUCUUGAAAACCAAUUUUGCAGAUAUUAAUGGAGCUUCAUUUAAAAAUUCCCAUAGUCUUACUCUCUCCUAGAAGCCCUUGACCAAUGAUUUUUGUAGAUACACGGUAACAUGCAGAGAUUUUACAGUGUAUGAGUUGCAUAGUCCUUUUUUAAACCCCACAAAAACAAAAACACAAAAUAUGCAGGUUGCUGUCAUUCCAGACCAUGGCCACAAAUUUAUACUGAAAAAAAAACUUGCAUGGCCAUAGACAUGUAUUGUCUUGAUUUGCCUCACUUAAUCUGAACUUCUAAAACUUAUACAGGCAAAGUUGCUGAGGUGCUUUUGAAAUUAUUCCAGGAUGUUGCUCAAAAUAUUGGAAAGUCUAAAGAAGGUAAGUAUUUGCAUCAUUUUGUAACUCUACACAUAAAUCUUCUUCUUGUUUGAAUUGAAUAGAUGAAAGUGAAGCUAUUUAGAUUUCAAUGGAUAAGCCGCAUAAAUGUCACCUCAUCAAUACCUAAGCCAACACUGUCAAGCACACAGGUGAAGAAAAUGGAUGAUGAAAGCUCAGCUUAAAGAAGCAGCAAACUAACAAGGCUAACUCUCAAUAAAUUAUUACAAAAUAUAAGAAUUAACAGUUCACAUUUUAUCCUUCAGCUAAAAAAAAACAUGGAAACCUAAUGAAAAUGUGACAAAGUUAAAUAAAAUUAAUACCGCUCUACUAUGAAGAUUAAUGAAGGAAUCAUUAAAGCUUGGCUAUUACUGUCUUAUUCUUGAUAUUCCUCACAACUAUCUUCUGUGUUUGACAGAAACAUUGUUUUUGUUACACAGGUUACAGACAACCCUUCCAGUCUAGUCGAAACAAAAGACCAAAAUUCCAUCCUCAAACAUUCAACGAAAUUAUUGAUACAAAGUCACUUCCUCUUUCAUACAAAUGA